Hansenula anomala is the source of this 531-nucleotide messenger RNA. It is a transcript of the gene KXD1, whose product is annotated as Kxd1p. Gene Ontology annotation, cellular component: endosome; BLOC-1 complex. Gene Ontology annotation, biological process: endosome organization; regulation of protein localization. Bases 1 to 531 code for a protein of 176 amino acids. The transcript has 2 exons. The record is from RefSeq and is a predicted model, not a curated record. Lineage: Eukaryota; Fungi; Ascomycota; Saccharomycetes; Phaffomycetales; Wickerhamomycetaceae.
AUGGCUACAAGACAUCGAAGACAGCCUAGCAUUAACUCACAAACGUUCGCUGUCCAGGCACCGGAUGUCAGUGACCAAGAUGAUGAGGAUAUGUCCACUGAUAGUUACCAGGACUCGCUUGAAGAUGAGAGUGCGAAUAGGGAGUUUGACCCUGUGGAAUACCUCACAGACUCUUUGAACUCAGCACUGGCCAGUAUGGAAAUGAAUAGGUCAAUUGUUAUUCAGGCUCAAACCUCUGGUGCUCUGAAAGGUAAAGAAAUGGAGCUAGAACAAUUGCAAAAGGAAGCUCAAGAGAGGCUACUACAAUUCCAAAGCAGGUUCAAAGAGGGUUUAAAGACUUUGAAGCAAGUGACUAAAGAUUUGAAAUGGACUCAACAACAUGUCAACUCGCUAAAGAAGCACGUUGAAGCGAAACAUCCAAUCGAGUAUUCACAAUCAAAAGAUAAAGUCUUAUCAAGAGCCAUCAACAUUGAUGAGAUUACAAAUUCAAAGGACAAAAGUAAUGAUGAUGAUGAAGAAAUUUAUAUUUAA